Molecule: messenger RNA, 923 nt
Organism: Loa loa (African eye worm)
Lineage: Eukaryota; Metazoa; Nematoda; Chromadorea; Rhabditida; Onchocercidae
Product: TAG-18 protein
Exons: 6
Coding region: 34-636 (200 amino acids)
Source: RefSeq, a predicted model, not a curated record
UUUGAGGCAGAGAUAUUGAAGAUUGAAUGAAAGAUGAGUUUCCCAGUGUUCAGGGCGCGAUCUGCAGUUACAUUACCACGUGCACGUUCCGUUGAAAGAGGAGAUGUAGCCACGCUUACCCGAGUAACAUCGGUGCCCAGUUUAGAUGGUAUCCACGUUGGUGAACGAUAUCGUCCAUCAACAUUAUUCAAAUACCGACGAGAUUACGAUUUGUUGGACGAUUAUUACCACGACCGCAUGUUUUUUAACACUGCAUUGCAUUGGCAAGACUACAGAUUUGCAGCUCGCCGAUAUCUCAACACUGACCCGAUCCCAAGAAGUCUUGGUUUUGAAUAUCCUGCUUUUUGGUCUCGCUAUAAGUGGUAUACAGACUGGCUGAAUCCAACAUACUGGCGUCGCUAUCGUGAUCCGAAUUAUGAUCGACCACUGUGGAAUAAUUGGCAACCAUGGUAUUUGGAUAGAAAUAAUGUGGAACGAGCAAUACGUAUGUACAAAGAAGGUUUGGUUGACUUUGGAAAGUUGGAUCAAUUUUGGAUUCUUCCAUCAGCGCUUUCCAGAAAAGGAAAAGACUGGACUGAUGUGUACUUGCCAGCUGGACGUUAUGGUGCUCGACGUUACUUCUACGCAUUCGCUUAAUCGUGCAAAGCAAAUUUUGCCACUACAAUCUGACGGUUGAAUCGUUUAUUCUUUCAACAUGCACCAGCAAGAAAUUCGAUGGUAGUGUAACGCAUAUCUCAAACGAACUGCUUUUUUUUUCUUUCCUAGUAUUUUUAAAUUGCCGUGUCAUAAAUAACGUCGUCCUACUCUUCCAAAUCUGAACAAAAUUAAUUUGUUUUUGAAUGACAAUUGAAAGACUGCGAUAACUGGUCAAUGUGUUCGUCAAAAUACAUAUUACGCUAGAUAAAUUAUUCAUUUCAUUGCCA